GACUGAAAGUAACAUGGCUGAGGCGGCUCUCAAUACUCGCCUGCAAGUAUCCACGGUCUGGAAAUACUUCACACACAGCUAGCUACAACAGUGGUGACGUUAGCGGAGAGAAGCACAAAGACAACAAUGACAGACUUCUCCACAUGUCAGAUAUUCGACCAAAGAAAAAGGAAAAUAACAGGCCUGUUGGUGAAUUUCAUUGUGAAGGAUAUGCGACCGCUGGCUGCAGUGUCUGGAAAUGGCUUUAAGGACAUUAUCCAUUUUUUCGAGCCAGGUUACAUUAUCCCAUCCCAAAGGACACUGUGGAAGAACAUCACAUACCAGUAUGAAGAAUUGCGAGUGCAAUUAGCAACUGAAAUGAAAGAUCAGAGUGUUUGCAAAACAGUGCAAAAACCACAGAUGCGGCGAGGCGUGUGGUCAGCCACUGUCGCCACUCUGCUGUGGCAACAAGUGCUCUGAUGCAGCGACAGGCUCAGCUUAAUAUGAAAGAGAAAAGGCUCCAGACUGACUGUCCCAUGUGUUGGAAUUCCACCUUUACAAUGCUGGAGCGACUUCACGAGCAGCGCAUCCCUGUCCAAGCUGUACUCGAAGAUGAGACUGUCACUAAAUCCACCGCCAGAAAAGCCCUGUCAAUGAGAGCCUCGCAAUGGGAACUAAUCCAGCAGAUACUGACUGUGCUGAGACCGCUGGCAAAGGCAGCUACCAUCAUGUGUGGGGAAACGCAGGUCAGGCUCUCAUUUAUCUACCCCAUUAUCCUCGGUCUGGUGAAUGGGGUGCUGAAAGUUGAAGAGUCGGAUGUAACAGCAACUCACAACUUUAAGAACACGGUACUAAAACAGCUGAAAACUAGGUUCAAGUUGGACACUGAGGACGACUUGGCGGGAUCGGUUCCUAUCAUUGCCUGCACACUGGAUCCCAGAUUUAAAGAUCUCCGAUUCCUUCCAGAGAACACCAGAGCAGAGGGUAAAAGCCACCUGAUUCAGCUACUGCGAGAUGGAGAGACGGAGCAGCCUGUAGCUACAGGGCAGCUGAAGAGUGUGACAGGAAACAGGGUGAGAGAGGGGGAGUGACACACAGUAAAGGGACCCGGGCCGGGAGUCAACCCGAGUUCGCUGCAGAGCCUCGGCACAUGGGUCGCACGCUACCAACUGAACUAAGUGGCGCCCACCUCCGUGACCUCUUUAAUAUAUUUGCAAAAUUGAAAAUAGCUAAACUUAAAUUCACUGAAACCCUGAACUCAAACAUGACGGCACUCUGGCUGUGAUUUUAUUUGCAGGUAAAAAAAACAUCAGAGAGGAGCCCGGGAGUAAAAAAACUCGACUUGAAAGUGAUUACGACCAACUGUUCGGGCCUCACUACACCAAUAAAAAAAAGGGGGGGGCUGGCAGCACCUGUCCAGAGGAGGUGGAGGAAUAUUUCCAUCUGCC
Acanthopagrus latus (yellowfin seabream) is the source of this 1427-nucleotide messenger RNA. RefSeq lists its product as uncharacterized. The transcript has 2 exons. Lineage: Eukaryota; Metazoa; Chordata; Actinopteri; Spariformes; Sparidae. The record is from RefSeq and is a predicted model, not a curated record. Bases 459 to 1070 code for a protein of 203 amino acids.